GCUGAUUGAUUAACAAAUAGGGGCAUUCUCUGUCUGCCUUCGCUCUUCCCCCGUCGUCCUCGUUUGUUCUCGUCUCUCCCUCUCUCCUCCUCUCUCAUCGCCUCUCUUUCGGCCGACCUCUGUCAUCGGACGGGAUAUUUGAGGGGAUCAGGGGGCCACGGACUCCCCCCUCCCCUUUCUUACCCUUCCUCCCUCCUUCUCUUCCACCUUCCUCAUUCACCUCCUUCUCCUGUCUUCCCCUCUGUACUUGUGGCAGUACAGACCUAGCUUUGUUUGCUGGAACCUGUCUGUGGCUGUUAUCCACACACACACGCACUCAACCAACCCAACCACCUCCCUCCUCUCACCCGUAACCAUUGUCUGAAACCAGAAACACCCAGCACACCUCCUCUCUCUCCGACCUUCUCUCCUCCCAUCCAAUCACCCCAGCUGGGCCUGGAAUGUUGCAGGAAUGACUGACCUUACACUCACACACACACGCAUACUCACGCGCACACACACACGCACGCACGCACGCACACACACACAUACAAGCAAGCAGUGGUUACCUGCAUCCGUUUCCCCCCCGUCCCCCCUGGACCCGCCCCUCGGUUAGCAGGAGCUGCUGGAGUGAGCACUUGUCGGGACAGGAGCUGCUGCAGAGCAACACCUGCGUUCACACCAGAUGGAGAAGCAAGUACUACUGCCAGAUGAUGUUGAGCAAUGGAGUGCUGGUGACUGUCACCCUCAAAGGACCUCAACUCGAUCAAGUGUGUGUAGACCGCACGUUAGUGGGUCGACUUCCUGCCAACACUGUGACUGAUGCGGUGCUGAGCGAUCGGCUGGUUCUGCUGUCCUUCCUGGAGCAGAGCCAGGUCGCCGGCAUCUACCUGAACAAGAAGAGCCAGGAUUCCCUGGAGACUGGCAGGCGAACAGACAAACUCUCAUCUUCUGAAAUCAAGGUGAUGUGUGUGGAGGUGGGCGGGCCGGGUGGAGGACUUCGCAGGCGUGUAGCUCUCAGUCAUCUCCAGGACGUGGCGCUCUGCUGGUGGACGCUGGACGAGCUCAGCGAGGGGAUGUGGCCGUGGACUCCCACAGACAUGCACAAAAACAAUCUGGUCCUGAUAAGCUGCUCACCUACUGAAGGACUCAAGCUCCUUUGCUCUGUCCGGACGACAGGCAACCCCCUGGACUGCUGCUUCAGCCAGCUUCAGCACUACCAGAUCCUGACAGUGGAGUUACCUGCUGGACCUCAAGGACUGUCCGCUGACACCUGUGUGUAUGAAUGUGCACGAGGGCGCCUGCACCGUACAUCCAUCACUUCCAUCCCAUUGCCAUCGCCUCCUCUCUCCUGCUCUCGUCACCCAUGUGAGACCAUUCUUCUCCUUGGCUUGAGGGACUCCUCCUUAGUGCUGUACGACCAGAGGCGGGCGGUGUCGGUCUUGGCCCCCUGCCCUGUACCGCCCUCGUACAUGGCCUGGCACCCUGCGGGGGCUGUUGCCAUUAUGGUGGGGGGGCAGGAGGAAGUGAUGUGCUUUGAUGUAGGCUUGGCACCUUUAAACAUGGACCUGAUAGCAGAAGAGGCCACUCCAGCAGCCACAUUGAGACUGACUCAGCACCUGAACUGCUCUGGAGGCCUGGCUGGACUGCAGUGGGGAGCUGGUUUGGAUGGUGGACCGGAGGGGACAGAUAUGCUGACUUUGGUCUUUAAUGGAGGACCAUUAGCUGCCUUGAAAUUUAGACUAGGAGCUCUAACUGGAGGCCAGCUGGGCCAUGUGGAGUUGUUGCAGCAGCGGCUCCACUGCGGUCAGGUCAGAGAGGCGCUGGGCAUCCUGGAAGCCAUGGACUGGAGCACCAUGGCGGAUGAGAGCUACCAAGGCCUGAGCUCUGUGACCAACCACCUGCUGAGACUGCCGCUCGACGCAGACAGGGAAGCCCAGCUGGAAGCGGCCCUGCGGGUGUUUUAUGCCCCGGCUGCCCCUCUGCCCGAUACCAUCAUACUGGAGUACAGAGAGCCGGUCACCAAGUACGCUCGCCGCCUUUUUCACCACCUCCUCAGGCAUCAGCGUUUUGAGAAGGCCUUCCUCCUCGCUGUUGACUUGGAAGCUCGAGAUUUGUUCAUGGACCUCCAUUAUGUCGCCGGUGAUAAGGGCGAGGUGGUGCUCGCGGACGUGGCCAAGAGGAAAGCUAAUGAAAUCGAAGCCCGGGCCAUCGCAGGCAACGGUGUUCUUCAGAGAGGCACCAGUGCUGCUUGUGGUUCCAGCUUGAGUCACAGAGAACCAGAUAGGGACCCAAAGGGGACAGGUCCCUUCUCCUCAGACAACCCUCCAACACGAGCCGAUGAACUGACCAGACCAAGGAGACCAGAGUCCAUCCAUGUAGCGGUCAGUCCAGAUCUGCUCAGAAUGCUGAGACAGACAGGAAGCAGUGGAGGCAACAGAGAAGGAGGGAACGAUGACGAAGACCCCGGGAUGCUCCAUGUAGUUCAUUUAGGAAUGGUUUGAAUAAAAAAAAGGAUUUUAUUCCCUAAAGGAGACAAUAUACUAUUAUAUUCUCCUUAUGUCUCGCAAUAGAUGUAUGUUUUUAUUUGCAAAGAAGGAUGCUUAUCUGAAAUGUUAUUUAUGCAAAACGGAAGGUGCACAAUUAAAAAAAUAUUUAAUCUAAUUCAUUUUUAUACAGCAUCUAAUAAAACCAUGAACAGUUUUUCUAUUACAAAUACAUCAAAACCUGCCACUCACCAACCUGAAUAAAAUAAAGACUUUUUGUGUUGGUA
Messenger RNA from Poecilia latipinna (sailfin molly), 2752 nucleotides. RefSeq names its product WD repeat containing planar cell polarity effector (gene wdpcp). Bases 690 to 2483 code for a protein of 597 amino acids. Gene Ontology annotation, biological process: establishment of protein localization; cilium organization; nervous system development. The record is from RefSeq and is a predicted model, not a curated record. Gene Ontology annotation, cellular component: axonemal basal plate. Lineage: Eukaryota; Metazoa; Chordata; Actinopteri; Cyprinodontiformes; Poeciliidae. Gene Ontology annotation, molecular function: protein binding. The transcript is spliced from 14 exons.